Fragaria vesca subsp. vesca is the source of this 2012-nucleotide messenger RNA. RefSeq names its product SNF1-related protein kinase regulatory subunit gamma-1-like. The coding region runs from base 100 to 1428 and encodes 442 amino acids. The transcript is spliced from 6 exons. The record is from RefSeq and is a predicted model, not a curated record. NCBI's taxonomy places the organism in Eukaryota, Viridiplantae, Streptophyta, Magnoliopsida, Rosales, Rosaceae.
AUAGAUAGAACUCAAAACCAAUCUCUGAAUCAACUGCAAGCACACACAAUUGGAAGGUGUUUUUCUUAAUCUUCGUCUAUUUAGUUAUCCUGUGCAGAUAUGGCACAGCCACAAGAAGCUAAGGAAAGGUCUAAUAUUUCAAGCUAUGAUUCCUACUUCAAGACAGUGCAGUCCAGGAAGAAAUUACCACAUUCGCUACAAGAGGUUUUGACAACUGCAUUUGCAAAAAUCCCAGUUUCAUCUUUUCCAGGAGUUCCUGGAGGCAAAGUAGUUGAGAUUCCAGCAAAUACAUCUAUCGGUGACGCAGUUAGGAUUUUGUCUGAAUGCAACAUUUUGUCGGCCCCUGUGACGAACCCAGAUGCAAAAACCAGCUCCGAGUGGACAGAUAGGUACCUCGGAAUCAUAGAUUACUCUGCCAUUGUUCUUUGGGUGUUGGAGAGUGCAGAACUAGCUGCAGUUGCUCUCUCAGCGAGUUCAGCAACAGCUGCUGGAGUUGGUGCAGGAGCUGUUGGUGCAAUUGGAGCCGCAGCAUUGGGUGUGACUGGUCCUGUUGCAGUUGCAGGGUUAACCGCUGCUGCAGUUGGAGCUGCAGUGGCAGGCGGAGUGGCUACUGACAAAGGGAUGGGCAAAGAUGCUCCUACAGCUGCUGAUCAUUUGGGCCAAGACUUUUACAAAACUAUACUGCAAGAUGAACCCUUCAAAUCAACCACCGUAAGGUCAAUACUUAAAUCCUUCCGCUGGGCACCUUUCCUUCCCGUAACAAGCGAUAGUUCUAUGUUGAGCGUCUUGCUGCUACUUUCAAAAUAUAGACUGAGGAAUGUACCUGUGAUAGAACCUGGCCAAGGCACUAUCAAGAACUACAUCACUCAAUCAGCAGUUGUUCAUGGACUUGAACGAUGCAAAGGAAGGGAUUGGUUUGACUGCAUUGCCUCAAAGCCUAUAUCUGUUCUGGGACUUCCUUUUAUGUCCUCAGAUGAGGUUAUAAGUGUCCAGAGCGAUGACUUGAUACUGGAAGCUUUCAAGAAGAUGAAAGAUAACCAAAUUGGUGGUCUUCCAGUUGUACAAGGGACACAGAAGCAGAUAGUUGGUAAUGUCAGCAUAACAGAUAUCAGACACUUGCUGCUGAAACCCGAACUCUUCUCCAAUUUCAGGAAGCUCACUGUCAGGGAUUUCACGAGCACCAUCUCAACAAGCCAGAAUAUUGGAAAAGCCGUCCCAGCAAUUACCUGCAAUCUCGAGUCCACUCUUGGCAAUGUGAUUGAAACUCUUGCUUCCAAGUCUGUUCAUAGAAUCUAUGUGGCAGGGCAGGCAGGUGAAGUUAUUGGUGUCAUUACACUCAGAGAUGUGAUUUCCUGCUUCAUCUAUGAACCCCCCAAUCACUUUGAUGAUUACAUGGGGUCUGCGCUGAAAGAGAUGCUGAAUCAGUAAAACUUAACGGUUGUGGAAACCGUACACGGACAUGCAGAGACAGUAACAACCAAGUCACAGUUUUCUAUCAGUAUAUCUACUUUGUAUGCAAUCUGAAUAAACUAAAGCCAGGGACCUUUCUUGACUUUUGAUUAUCCAUCAUUUUCCUACUGAUUUCUGCAUCCUUCCACCUGCCAAGCCCAGCAAAUAUCUUGGACAGGAUCAGAAAAGGUAUAGGGUUCUCUGGCUCUAAUUCUGAAAGUUUUAUAGCCAUUUGUGUCCCCAGGUCUACAUUUGAAUGGCACUCACAAGCACCUAGCAAAGAAGCAAAAACUGAUGCAGAAGGCUCUGAUAACUCUUGUGUUAGUUCUAGGGCUUCAUCGAACCUGCCUGAUCGACCUAAAAGGUCAAUCAUACAGCCAUAAUGUUUCGGAUUUGGUUUUAUACCAAAAUCUCUAUCCAUCAUCCUAAAGAUUUGCCAUCCUUUGUCAACUAAACCACUGUGGCUGCACAUAGAUAGAAGACUAAUGAAAGUAGCUGCAUUUGGUUGUACUUUUUCUUCGAGCAUCUGGUCAAAGAUUGGAAACGCACACUCAUUCUCUCCA